Molecule: messenger RNA, 927 nt
Organism: Condylura cristata (star-nosed mole)
Lineage: Eukaryota; Metazoa; Chordata; Mammalia; Eulipotyphla; Talpidae
Product: olfactory receptor 140-like
Exons: 1
Coding region: 1-927 (308 amino acids)
Biological process (GO): G protein-coupled receptor signaling pathway
Cellular component (GO): membrane
Molecular function (GO): G protein-coupled receptor activity; olfactory receptor activity
Source: RefSeq, a predicted model, not a curated record
AUGGAUCGCCUCCUGUCUCCCAACAAUGUGACGGAAUUUAUCCUGUUAGGACUCACACAGAAUCCAUAUUUGCAGAAAAUAUUCUUCAUAGUAUUUUUGUUCGUUUUCCUAUUUACUGUGCUGGCCAACCUGUUGAUUGUCAUUACCAUCUCCCUUAGCCCCACUCUUUCUGCUCCCAUGUAUUUCUUUCUCACUUUUUUGUCAUUUAUCGAUGCCUUCUACACCUGUGUCACCACUCCCAAAAUGAUCAUUGACUUGUUGUUACAGAGGAGAACCAUCUCCUUGGGGAGCUGCCUGACUCAACUCUUUGUGGAACACUUCUUGGGAGGAUCAGAGAUCAUCCUUCUCAUUGUCAUGGCCUAUGACCGCUACGUGGCCAUCUGCAAGCCCCUGCACUACAUGACCAUUAUGCGACAAGGACUCUGCCGCCUUUUGGUAGUGGUGGCCUGGAUCGGGGGGAUCGUGCACGCCACUGUGCAGAUUCUUUUCAUGCUCCACUUGCCUUUCUGUGGUCCCAAUGUCAUUGACCACUUCAUGUGUGAUCUCUUUCCGCUUCUGAAACUUGCCUGCAGUGACACCUAUAGGCUCGGAAUGGUAGUGGCCGCUAACAGUGGCGCUAUGUGCUUGCUCAUUUUUUCCAUGUUACUGGUGUCCUACGUAGUCAUCCUGAAUUCGCUGAAAUCCCAUGGCUCUGAAGGACGGCGCAAAGCGCUCUCUACAUGUAUUUCCCACUUUACUGUAGUUGUGCUCUUUUUUGUGCCGUGUAUCUUCACUUACAUGCGUCCUGUUGUUACCUACCCUGCAGACAAGUUGGUCACUGUGUUCUUUGCCAUCUUCACUCCCAUGUUAAAUCCUAUCAUUUACACAGUGAGAAACACAGAAGUGAAAAAUGCCAUGAAGAGUUUGUUGAAGAAGAGAGUAACUUAG